AUGUCAAACAUCCUCAAGAGCGGGAGUCUGAAGAAAGUGAUCAUCGAGUCAGAACAGAAGUUCGAACCACUCGGAAGAUUUUGCAAGGACAUCGUCCUCUUGUCACUGAUCCUGCUGUUCACGUAUCAGAGUGAGUACUACCCGGUCUUCCCUCACCUUGCCAAGGAGCAUGACAUGGAUAUGUUCUGGUUUGCGACUCUGCUCUUCCUGGCAUACUCCUUCACCCGUUGGCAGAAGUCCAGGACGGACGACCUGCUGGGGCGGGAGCAGACGGAGGAGUGGAAGGGGUGGAUGCAAUUUAUGUUCCUGCUGUACCAUUACUGCGCUGCUUCAGAGGUCUACAACAUCAUCAGGGUGAUGAUCACGAGCUACCUGUGGAUGACGGGGUUCGGGAACUUUUCUUUCUUCUACAUCAAGAAGGACUACGGGAUCGUGAGGGUGCUGCAGAUGAUGUGGAGGCUGAACUUUUUUGUCUUCCUGCUCAUGAUUGUGCAGGGCAACACGUACAUCCUCUACUACAUCUGCCCCCUCCACACGUUCUUCUUCCUAGUGACAUGGCUGACCAUGCGGGUCUGCUCCAACCUCAACUACACGAAGUGGGGAGUGAGGAUCAAACUGUCUGUGGUUGCAGUGGUCAUCUUUGCGGUCUGGGAUGGAGCUCCAUGGCUCUUCGACCUUAUCUUCGGCUCUUUCAUGGGCCGGGCGCCAUGCAAGGGAGCGACGUCUGGGUUCCUGUACGAGUGGUAUUUCAGGACGACUUUGGAUCACUGGAGCACGUUCCUGGGCAUGAUCUUUGCCCUCAACUACCCCUUCACCAACAUGUGGUUCAAGGAGCUUGCAAAACUUCCUGCUGCCUCGCAAGGAAAAGUCACCUUGGUCGUUGCCGCUGUCUCUUUGACGCUCAUGGUACUCUGGUUUUGCUUCAUUUUUACCCUCCCGAAGCUCCAGUACAACAACACCAACGCCUUCCUGGCUCCGGUCCCCGUGCUCAGCUACAUCCUCCUCAGGAACCUGACCCCCUACAUGCGGACAUGGUACUGCGACAUCCUGCAUGACUUCGGCAAGACGACUCUGGAGACUUACCUGCUGCAGCAUCAUGUCUGGCUGACCUCCAACGCCAAGACUCUCCUGCAGCUGAUCCCCGGCAGCCCCAAGUGCAACUUCUUCGUCUGCACCAUCCUCUUCUUCGCCUUGUCCCGCGAGACGCACAGGCUGACCAUGUCUUUGAGGGCGGUUGUGCUUCCAGACUCCAAGGUACCCUGCCUCAGGAAC
This is a messenger RNA of Guillardia theta CCMP2712, 1272 nucleotides long. RefSeq lists its product as hypothetical. The record is from RefSeq and is a predicted model, not a curated record. The annotation marks the transcript as partial. The transcript has a single exon. Gene Ontology annotation, molecular function: acetyltransferase activity. Gene Ontology annotation, cellular component: Golgi apparatus. NCBI's taxonomy places the organism in Eukaryota, Cryptophyceae, Pyrenomonadales, Geminigeraceae. Gene Ontology annotation, biological process: carbohydrate metabolic process.